This is a messenger RNA of Polychytrium aggregatum, 7727 nucleotides long. Its product is annotated as armadillo-type protein. NCBI's taxonomy places the organism in Eukaryota, Fungi, Chytridiomycota, Chytridiomycetes, Polychytriales. Gene Ontology annotation, cellular component: TORC1 complex; nucleus; TORC2 complex. The transcript is spliced from 40 exons. The coding region runs from base 200 to 7276 and encodes 2358 amino acids. Gene Ontology annotation, molecular function: protein-containing complex binding; protein serine/threonine kinase activity; protein binding. Gene Ontology annotation, biological process: protein phosphorylation; negative regulation of macroautophagy; TOR signaling. The record is from RefSeq and is a predicted model, not a curated record.
GGUCUCCCUUCAUCGCCAGGACCGAGUCUCAAAGCGACCUGCCGUCUAUAUCCUCCGCGUCUCUCGACGUCGCUUUCCACCCCGCCCCUCGCCUUCCCUGUCCCGUUCCCUUGCCUUACCUCUCGCUACCCGCAUCGGCGGUGCCAUUGGCGGACCAGUGAAUAUAUCACCGGCGGCUACAAGAACUGCGGCUCGCAAGAUGGCUGCAAGCGUCACUAUCCUGGGAUUCCAGUCGUCGCUCGGCCGAGUCAUAAGCGAUUUGCGAAACAGGAACGAUUCUGUCAGAGCAAGAGCCGGCCCUGCUCUGCGCGAGCUGGUUGUAUCAGCUUCGCGCCAUCUCUCGGGCGAGUCCUUUGCAAAGUUCCUGAAUGAUGUCAACAGGCGGAUAUUCGAGCUUAUCCACAGCACCGACGCCUCAGAUCGGAUCGCUGGCGUCUUGGCCAUCGACAGCCUGAUUGACUCUGAGGGUGAAGAAAGUACUACAAAGCUCAAGCGAUUCGCCAACUACUUACGCGACGUGCUCCCCAGCAACGAGAACUACUUGACCGCCCAGGCUGCCAAAACCCUCGGUCGAUUGGUCCAAGCUGGCGGCACGGCUACCACUGACAUUGUCGACAAUGAGUUGCGGCGAGCUCUGGACUGGUUGCAAGGCGAUCGAAACGAAAACAAGAGAUACGCGUCCGCACUGAUCAUUGCCGAACUCACGCGAACGUCGCCCGGGGUCGUCUUCGGAUCGCUGGUGCUACUUGUCGAUAGUAUCUGGGUCCUGCUGAGAGACCCAAAGGCACUCAACCGAGAAGCCGGUGUUACAGCCCUGAGUGCCAUGCUUCAGAUGAUGUCCGAGCGACCUGAGCGAGACGCUCAGCAGCGGCGACAAUGGUACCGCAAGAUAUUCGAAGAGUGCCAGAAAAACUUCAAGUCGGGGACAAACGACAGCAUCCAUGCCUCCCUCCUGGUCUACCAGGAGCUCCUGUUGCACUCUGGAGAGUUUAUGGCAUCACGCUAUUCCGAAGUCUGCGAUGCAGUUUCGAAGCACAAGGAGCAUCGCGAUACCCUAGUUCGCAAGACUGUCAUCUUGCUUAUUCCGACUCUGGCGGCGUACGAUACACGGAGCUUCGUCGAUAGCCACUUCAGCAUCUGGAUGAACUAUCUCUUUACCCAGCUCAAGAGGGAAAAGGACCGCUCUGGAGCAUUCAUCGCCAUCGGAAAGAUCGCCAUCGAAGUAGGCCACAGUAUCGGCCCCUAUCUCGAUAGCAUCCACCUCAUUAUCAAGGAGCAUCUUUCCACAAAGGGAAAGAACCGAUCCGCCAACGAAGUCGCCAUAUAUCAGUGCAUGAGCAUGCUUGUGCUGACUGUCGGGCCGGCCCUCACAAAGUACCUCCACGAGCUGCUGGACUCGAUGUUUUCGGCCGGGAUUAACGAUGCUCUGUAUCAGUUGCUCGUGGAUUUAUCGCACCAAAUACCGGCUAUUCUGCCAGCUAUACAAGAUCGCUUGAUCCAGGUUCUCUAUAUGAUCUUGUGCGGCCAACCGUUCCGCUGGUAUGGCCAUUCAGGAGGCAUGCAGAGCGCUGCUAGCAUUAUGCGGGACUCGCUGCCACCAGAUCUCCGCGACGUUGACAACAUCGUGCUAGCUCUGGAGAUUCUUGGAAAUUUCAAUUUUUCAGGAUGCCCACUGAACGAAUGGGCUUGCGAAGCGGUGAUGCCGUAUCUGGACGACGAAAACUCCAGCAUCCGCCUUGCUGCUACACUCACCGCUGGGAACAUUAUGUUGGAGCUUGUCGAAUUGGGUGAAAAAUCCAACAUCGACGUUCUGGCAAUACUGUGCGAGAAGAUCCUGGCGAUUGGUGUCUCUGACCUUGACAGCAGCAUUCGAUGCGUUGCACUGUCGAUCCUCGAUGAGCGUUUUGAUCACUAUCUGUCUCUCUCCGACCACGUGCGAGCCUUGUCUGUGGCAGUGAACGACGAAGAGUUUAUCGUGCGCGAAGCGGCCAUUGCAAUCAUUGGACGACUCACGAUCCGCAAUCCGGCCACGGCCAUGCCUUCGUUCCGCAAGUCGCUGAUCCAGAUACUGACUGAGCUGGAAUACAACCCAACGAGCCAUCAAAAAGAAGAGAGUGCCAAGUUGCUGUCGAGGCUGGUUUCAUCGUGCAAACGGGCGGCGUCCCCAUACAUUGAGUCGGUCCUCAAGGCCCUGAUCUCGAAUGCACAUACCUCGAACGACAACGUAUCUGCGCAUAUCAUCACAGCACUCGGCGAGCUCUCUGAUAUCGGUGGCGAUGCCUUGGUUGCUCAGCUGGAUGACAUCUUCAACAUCAUCUUUGAAGUUCUCGAGAGCCCAAGCAGCCAAAUCAAACGCGAAGCUGCACUACGAGCCAUAUGCAAGCUGGCAGGCACAGCGGGGGCCUUCUUGGAUACUGCUCUGGCACCAAAAAACUCAGGCAUCAGCGGCCGAGGCUCAAAGCGAAAGGAGUUGCUCACGAUGAUGAUUGCGUUACUCAAGUCAGAGCCAUCACAAGCGAUUCGAUCGGAGAUUGUCAAGGUCAUGGGCGUGCUUGGGGCAUUGGAUCCUCACGCGCUCAAGGCGCAUACCAAUCCUUCCAGCGCCUCGCGACAACCUGGCGACUCGGCUGUGCCGCCCCAAUCUAGCGGAAGGCUGACUGAAGAAUACAGCGCCUCGGUUGCUGUGACUGCGUGUGUCAAGAUUCUCAAGGACCCGACUCUGAGUAUCCACCACACCACUGUUGUUCAAGCGGUGAUGUACAUGUGCAAGGUCUCGGGAAACAAGAUCGCGCCACUUCUUCCCCAGAUCGUUCCCACCCUCCUCCAAGUGAUGAGAAACAGCCCCCCCGCUCUGCAUGAGUUUUUCUUCCAGCAGCUAUCUAGUCUGGUCGCGAUCGUCAAGGGCGAUGUCCAAGAAUACCUCGCCGACAUCGUCAAGCUUGUGCAGGACUUUUGGGCGGCCGCUACAAGCAUCCGCCCAAUGAUCUUGACACUCCUCGAAUCGCUCGUGCUCGUCUUGGAUCGGGAUUUGAUCAUUUUCAUUCCUGUGCUCCUCCCGAUGCUUCUGCAAGCGCUUGAAGCGGAUGCAAACGAGGGUCGCGCAGUAACUCAAAAGGCGCUGCAGGUGAUCCUGCGCUUUGGAUCCAAUCUUGAAGAGUUUCUGUAUCUCGUUAUCCCGUCGAUCACUCGGCUCUUUGAUCAGCCCGAGAUUCCCUCUGUUGUGCGCAAACAGGCCAUUCUCACCGUGCGACAGCUAUGCCCACAUGUCAGCUUUGCCCAUCAAGCUUCGCGCAUCAUACAUGGGCUUGUGCGCGUGCUCAGCAUACCAUCGAGUGAAAUACGCACGGCCGCCAUGGACACCAUCUGCACACUGAUCUACCACCUGGGCAUCGAUUUCGCCAUUUUCAUUCCCACCAUCAACAAAGUGAUGCAGAAGAAUCAGAUCCAGCACGAGCGAUACGACAUGCUCGUGGGUCGACUUUUGAAGGGUGAGCAACUUCCACAUGACCUUGGUGAAGAACAAAAACCAGCAGACUCCGUGGACGAUGCCUCUGGCGACAGCUUGCCCAAGCGCCUGCCCGUAGAUCACCAGCGCGUUACCAAGGCUGCCGAAGUGAAUCCGCGCGGGAGCCGCGAGGACUGGACGGAAUGGAUGCGUCGAUUCAGCUUGGAGCUGCUGAAGGAAUCGCCAUCCCAAGCUCUUCGCGCUUGCGCGGGUGUAGCUUCGGUUUACCACCCGCUGGCGCGAGAGCUAUUCAACACUAGCUUUGUGGUGCUCUGGAGCUCGGUUUUCGAUCAAGUGCAGGACGAAAUCAUCAGGUCCCUCAAGAUUGCAAUCAAGUCCCAAACCACACCGCCUGAUAUUUUGCAAAUGUUGCUCAAUCUCGCCGAAUUUAUGGAGCAGGAGGACACACCGCUUCCCAUUGAUAUCGGGACACUAGGCGACUGCGCCGAGCACAUCCACGCCUAUGCCAAGGCUCUGCAUUACCGCGAGCUCGAGUUCAUAUCCGAGCCUCUGGGCAAGACCACAGAGGCACUGCUUUCCAUCAGCCACCAGAUUCAGCAGCCUGAUUUCACCAUCGGCAUUUUGACAUAUGCACCGCAAGUGAUUGACCUUGGCCUGGAUGUCCGACUCAAAGAAUCAUGGCUUGAAAAGCUGCAACGUUGGGAAGACGCACUCGCCUUCUACGAGCGACGAGAAAGAGAGGAGCCCGGUCUCCUCGAGGCCAUUGUUGGCAAGAUCAGGUGCUUGCAUAAUCUGCACCAAUUCGACGAGAUAUUGAGUUUCACCAAGGAGAAAUGGGCAGGCGCACCCGAGGCCACCCGCAAAGCCCUUGCGCCAUAUGCGACAGCUGCCUCUUGGGGUCUUGAGCAAUGGGAUUUAAUGGAAGAGUACAUUGUCCUUAUGAAGCCCGACACAACCGAUACAACGUUCUUCCGUGCCAUUUUGGCUCUUCACCAUGCCAUGUUCACAGAGGCUAUGCUCUACAUCAACAAGACGCGCGAACUGAUGAGCAACGAGCUGAUCGCCACCAUUUCCGAAAAUUAUGAUCGCGCGUACAGCCUCAUUGUUCGCGUUCAGGUUCUGGCUGAGCUGGAAGAAAUGAUCGUAUACAAGCAGAGCUACGACAUUCCAGAGAAGCAGCGGUUGAUACGACAGGCAUGGAUAUCGAGGCUGGAUACUUGCCAAAAAAACGUAGAUAUAUGGCAUCGAAUCAUCAAUGUUCGACGGCUUGUAAUUUCUCCUCGCGACGACAUCGAUACGUGGAUAAGCUUUGCGGAUUUGUGUCGAGAGGGAGGACGAAUCAACCUCUCCGAGAAAAACCUUGUAAUGCUGUUGAUUGCGCCAGUAUCAAGUUUAUUGACUGUGGAUCUGACUGCCAAUGAUCCCAAAGUCGUGUUCGCCUGUAUAAAGCAUAUCUGGGCCACAGGCGAGCAACAAAAGGCGUACGAAACCCUGAAGCUCUUCACCAAUUCAAUCGUUGUCAAGCUCGGCCAGCGCGGCCGAGCGACACGAUCAUCCGAGAGUUGCCAAGUUGGCCAUACUGCAGAAAAGUCCAUCAUCGCAGAGUGCUAUCUCAAGCUGGGCGAGUGGAAACAGCAGAUGCAUACAGAAAUUGAUGAGACGAUUAUUCCGGAUAUAUUAGAGUCUUAUAGAGAAGCCAAGCACUAUGACCGAGACCGCUACAAAGCCUGGCAUGCUUGGGCCCUGUUCAACUUCGAGGCAUUGUCCUACUAUCAGAAGGCGGAAAGGACGCCCUCAACGAUUGUCAUCGCAUAUGCUGUGCCAUCUAUUCAAGGAUUUUUCCGUUCGAUUGCCCUUUCGAAGGGUAAUUCGCUGCAAGACACUUUGCGUCUAUUGACUCUCUGGUUUCGGUAUGGCUAUCAGAGCCAUGUAAACGCUGCUAUCCGAGAGGGCUUUGAUAACGUCAGCCUCGACACUUGGUUGCAAGUCAUACCACAGCUCAUUGCAAGAAUUCAUACCCCGGGUCCAGAAGUUCGAAGCUUGAUUUAUCAGCUCCUGGCCGAUAUUGGAAAGCAACACCCACAAGCCAUCGUCUACUCGCUCAUGGUGGUCUUGAAGUCGCAGAGUGUCCCGCGGAUUAAAGCAGCGAUGGCUAUCCUCGACAAGAUGCGAAUCCACAGUGCCAAUCUUGUCGAUCAGGCUCUUAUGGUCAGCCAGGAGUUGAUUCGGGUAGCAAUCCUGUGGCAUGAGAUAUGGCAUGCUGGACUGGAAGAAGCCGCGCGACAGUGCUUCCGCGAGCCUGUGGAUAUUGAAGGGAUGCUCGAGACACUCAAGCCUCUUCAUCAAGUGCUUGCCGACGGUCCUGAAACCCAACGUGAGAUAUGGUUCUACCAUUCAUUUGGCAGAGAUCUCCAAGAAGCCGGUGAUUGGUGCGCUCGAUAUCGGCUCAGCGGCGACAUGAACGAUAUCAACCAAGCCUGGGAUCUGUAUUUCCACGUUUUCCGAAAACUUGACAAGCAAUUCAAUCAGCUCACGACACUCGAGCUUCAGAGCGUCUCUCCAAAACUCUUCAAUGCGCGAAAUCUGGAGCUCGCCAUUCCAGGUAGCUACAAAAGCGGAGAGCCUGUGAUCAACAUAGAAUCAUUUGCACCAACCUUGACUCGAAUGACAUCAAAGCAAAAGCCACGACGCCUCAAGAUUAAGGGCAGCGACGGAAAGGAUUAUGAGUUUUUGCUGAAGGGCCACGAGGAUCUCCGCCAAGACGAAAGAGUCAUGCAACUGUUCGGACUCGUGAACACUCUCCUUGCGAUGGAUGCGGAAACAUUUAAGAGACACCUUUCGAUCCAGCGAUACCCGGUUAUCCCGCUCUCGCAAAACUCUGGCUUGAUUGGCUGGGUCUCGGACUCGGAUACGCUUCACUCCCUCAUCAAAGACUAUCGGUCUGCUCACAACGAGCCAGUUGACAAAGAAAUUCGGUCCAUCCGACAGCUCUGCGGUGGGCUCUACGAUAACUUGGCACUGUUGCAAAAAGUCGAGGUCUUCAGUCACACCUUGGAGCUUAAUGCGGCAGGACCAGAUUUGUACAAAAUCUUGUGGCUCAAGAGCAAGAACUCAGAGAUCUGGCUUGAGCGAAGAACCAACUACAGCCGGUCUCUGGCCACGAUGUCCAUGGUCGGUUACAUCCUCGGUCUUGGUGACCGCCACCCGUCCAACUUGAUGCUCCAUCAAUUUACGGGCAAGGUCAUCCAUAUCGACUUUGGCGACUGCUUCGAGGUAGCAAUGCACCGCGACAAGUUUCCAGAAAAAGUUCCCUUCAGACUGACAGGAAUGCUCAUCAAUGCCAUGGAGGUCAGCGGCAUCGAAGGCCACUUUCGAAUCACCUCCGAGCAUGUCAUGAGGGUUCUCAGGGAUAACAAAGACAGCUUGAUGGCUGUCCUCGAGGCAUUUGUAUAUGAUCCCUUGCUCAACUGGAAGCUACUCAGCAAAGGCAAUACUGAAAACGCGUCGGCGGACAGCAGCCCCGUUCGGCCGAAUGCCAGUCCCGAUGACGCCAGUGCGAUGCUCAACAGCCGCAAAAGUCCCAGAAGAGAUGCCGAGCCUGACGAUGACCCAGAUGGCACCAGCCAACCCGAGCUACUCAACGCCCAGGCCCUAAGUGUUGUCAGUCGUAUAUCAAACAAAUUAACAGGACGAGACUUCAAGCCCAACGUGGUCUUGGAUGUUCCCUCACAAGUGCAGAAGCUGAUUAUGGAAGCAACAUCGCUCGAAAACUUGUGUCAGUGUUUCCAAGGCUGGUGCGCGUUUUGGUAGUCAAGGCAUGAUCGGCCCUCACUUACAGGGAAUAUGACCUUCGGUCCUUCGACCGAUAUCGAGCGGUUCAAGACUCUCGACCGAGCGUGUUCCGCUUGCAUAAAUAUCGCACUAGAAUGCGUGGAUUAUGCUUGUGACGAUAUGGACUGUGGCUUGAACGCUGCAUCCAGCAGAGAGCACGACCUGCCUUUUAUCGCUGUGUUCGCGUCGUCUGUGAUCUCCUGUAUCCAGCAGGUCAUUUACAAGAGAAUAGCUUCGGUAGCCUCCGAGUACAUGUAGGAUUUGUAUUUAAAUCUUACAGAUUCGAUGCAUCUCACACAAAAAGCGAGAUCUGCGGCGAUUGCGAUAUAUUAUGUUAAGCCGCUAUGGCAUCAGUGAUGAGCGCUCAGCUAUGGCGAUGGCUAUUACCCUCCUCUCCGAACGGUCUGUUCCAAUCAAGAUCCGAGUCAGC